AUGCAGAUUUUGGGAACCUUUGAAGUGACUUUGGCACAGUUGAGCAAACCCAAGCUCGGCAAGGGCAAAUCAGGAAUCUCACCAGACAACGAGUUGAAAGCAAGAUCCAAGGAAGUGAGUCGACUCAAACCCGAGAGCGAGCCGCCGAGGUCAGGCGGGAAGGUCCCGUUUAUGCCAUUGGAUCUGAGGCUCAAGAUCUGCAGGGCCGAUAGACGGCUGAGAGUGGAUGGGCCCGUGAAAGCCGACACCAGGGAGCCUUACAGCCGUGACCCUUUUGCCGCCCUCGCCGCAGGGAAAAAGGAGAAAGGAUUGAGGGAAAUGAAGCUAGCUCCAAGACUGACACCAAAUGUCAACCGAUGA
This is a messenger RNA of Striga asiatica, 360 nucleotides long. NCBI's taxonomy places the organism in Eukaryota, Viridiplantae, Streptophyta, Magnoliopsida, Lamiales, Orobanchaceae. The record is from the annotation of a GenBank genome assembly.